Molecule: messenger RNA, 1854 nt
Organism: Trypanosoma theileri
Lineage: Eukaryota; Euglenozoa; Kinetoplastea; Trypanosomatida; Trypanosomatidae
Product: retrotransposon hot spot (RHS) protein
Exons: 1
Source: RefSeq, a predicted model, not a curated record
GGCGUAUAUGAAUCUGUGUAUAAUGCGACAUGGCACUAUGUGGAGGGUGUUGAUGGUAGGGGAUUCGGUAUGCAAGUGAAAGAGGGCCAUCCACCGCAAGCGUGGACAGAGAAUGAGGUGAUGAAUGGUUCUGUAGAGGACGAUAAUGAUAAUGAGAAACCCGAGGAUGGACGUCUGGAGUUGAUGCUGCUCACCUCCAAGAACGGAUGGUCAUACACAGAGUUCAGAAUGAGGAAGAGCUGUGAUAUUUAUGUUAACAAGGAAGUGAUGCGUGUAUGGUAUAAAAUUCUAAGGGAUCUGGAUGAGUAUUUUGGCAAUCAUGUGGAUGCUAAUAAGAAACUCACCCCAUAUGUGUUAAUAGGAACGCCUGGAAUUGGCAAGUCCUUUGCAGCUGGUUCAUUCCUCCUCUAUCAACUGUUGCAUUACAAUGCAAAAAAACUCCCUGUGGUUGCGCACUUCAUUAGGGGUGGGGCCUAUCUGUUUGAAAAGAAGAGUGAUGGUGGAAAGGUGACUUGGUACGAAGAAGAAAUGGCAAUAAGUGUUGUACAGGAUUUCUUUAAACAAGGUGAAGAAAAUAAAGAAAAAAUAGGAUACAUAAUCUAUGAUGUAAAUGAAAGAAGCCCAAUGCCGCCGGAUGCACUGCCUCCUUCAGGGUGGGGCAUGAUUGUGAUAUCAUCCCCAAAUGAGAACCACUAUAAAGGAUGGGAUAAACAAAAAGUGGCAAAGCGCAUCGUUAUUAAUUGUCCAUCUGUGCGUGAAAUCAAGGCCAUAUGCGCAUGGGAAAAACGCAACCAAUCCAAAGAACUUAAAAACUUUUGGAAGGAAAUAAAGGAACGUAUUAAUAAUAUUGGGCCACUUCCACGUUAUAUUUUCAAUAAAAAUGCAUAUCUGCGACAAUAUAAUGAAGUGAAAAGUUCGUUGAAUUGCAUUACAGAGCGCACUAUUUCAGAGUACAAAAAUAUCCUCAGAGGUGAUGGUGAAUGGAAUGAUAAAAGUCCUUCCCAAGAUUUACUGAAAGUAUACCGUUUGGUCAUUGGCAAUGUUGAUCUUCCGAGGAUUGCAGCAUUUAAUGAUGAAUUAAAUAAAAGCAUACUUGUUCGAGUGAUGGAGAUUUGUCGUGCCCCAUACUUGAAAUUCUUUUUCACAGAUAGGGGCAUGAUCAUUGCCGAACAUUUUGAAAAACUUGGUGUUAUUGCUUUUACGGCCAAGAACUUUGUAACUGCGCUUAGUAAAGAACCGAAAAUAAUUCAACCACCUGACGAACGAGUAAGCAAGAAGAGUGUUCUACAACGGAGGGAUUCGGUUCCAUAUGCUAGUAAUGGGUAUGACAUCUUUCCCACCGGCAUAAAUGAUGCCAGCAGGAGGAUAGAGUACAAUAUGCUUUACCGUCCUUCUAUAUCUAAUUUCCCUCUUGUGGAUGGUUUCUACUUUGUGAAAUCUGAAGAGGAAAGGGUUACAAUGAUUGGAAUACAAACGACAACUGCCAAAAGACAUGAAACUACAGUUACUGCAGUAAUUGAAUUCAAUAGAUAUCUUAAAAAUUGUUUUUCUGACUGGACUAAUGUUUCCAAGAAAGUAUCGUGGGAGAUCAUUUAUAUACAACCCUACGACACUGAUGAGAGGAGACAAAUAAAAAAAUGGCAAGGAUGCACUUUGAAUGAAUCAGGAAACUAUAGUCUCGAGCAACAGGAGGUUACUGCCAAAUUCUGGAAUGAAAAGGUAAAUCAGUAUCAGGUGAAUUUGUCUUUAGGAAUGGCAGUACGCCUCGUGGAGGCUUUGGAGGGGGUGCGUAAAGAAGAAAAACUAUCUAAAAUCGAAGACUUGAUACAAAUAAGAAGGCAGGAAAUGCAUUAA